Messenger RNA from Oncorhynchus kisutch (coho salmon), 3693 nucleotides. Its product is annotated as AP-5 complex subunit zeta-1. Gene Ontology annotation, cellular component: AP-5 adaptor complex. The record is from RefSeq and is a predicted model, not a curated record. NCBI's taxonomy places the organism in Eukaryota, Metazoa, Chordata, Actinopteri, Salmoniformes, Salmonidae. The transcript is spliced from 17 exons. Bases 135 to 2510 code for a protein of 791 amino acids.
AAAAAUAAAGCGUAAUGAAAUACGUCACGGUGUAAACGGGGCAGGCUCGCUGACAAACGCGGAACUAGUAGAGGAUUCACGUGAUUGUCAGUCGGACAUAUUUCCCCAGCGGACAACUUGUCUGAACUGCUACGAUGUAUUCAGCAGGAACAGAGAGUUUGAUCAAACAAGCCAGGGAGAUCGGGGAGGAGGAGCUACAGAAGUUCUACUGCAGGAUCACCAAGCAGCUGAUGGGUAAAGAACACGGCCAUGAUGUCAUCGACUCACUCCAGAGACUACACCUGAUCAUGGCCUCAACCAAGUACACUAGGAGGCUGCCAGUGGAGCUGCAUGACCGUCUGCUGUCACUUUGUGUGUCUUCCUCUGUGGAGCAGCUGACUGUGUUGACCUCGGCAGUACUCAGAGAAACACUGCCCCCCUCUGGUCCGGGGCAGAUCUACACCCUACAUGACCACAGCCCUUUACCCAGUCAUACUGCUGCUUUAAUGCUGUCACAGGCAGAGUCUAAAGAAGACCUGUCAGCGCUCUCCUCUCUCCUCCUUCGAAGUUUGGAGGGACGACCAGCAGGCAUACUCUCUCACCUUCACACUCUGCCUCUUCUCAACACCAUCAUCACCUACUGCCCAGAGAGCCUUACUGAAGAUCAUGUGACCCUGCUCAGUAAGAGGCUUGUCGAAUGGCUGCGCUACGCCAGUGUUCAGCAGGGAGGUGUGGCCUCGUCAGGAGGGUUUUUCACUGGCCCUCGAAUACGUCAGCCGGGGCCGGUGGUGGAGCUGGACGGCUGUGUGUGUGGGGAUUUCUUCACGGUGCUGUGUGUCAGCCAAGCCUUCUCAGACGACCAAUGGAUGAACCUCUACAGUUUCUCUCUGCUACGCCAUUGGCUGAUCACAUACCACAAUGUAACGGAUGGCAACAACAGCACAGACGCAGAUGACAGGUCGGAGGUGGACGGCUCUGUGGUUUCCAUGGUAUCAGCCACGUCGUCCUCCAGCAGACUCCUUCCUCCUAAAGAACGUCUGAGAGAGAAGAGUUUCCAGUACUGCCAACGCCUCAUAGAACAGAGUGACCGCAAGGCGCUGAAGAGAACAGACACAGAGCUACAGAAAGCAUGCUUGGUGGAGGCGGUGCGUAUCCUGGACGGUGUGUGUGUGGAGGAUGCAGGGUGUGUGUAUCGUGCGUUCCCGUGUGUUAAGUCACUGUUCGGCCGUCUGAACUCUGACCUGUCCUGCAGCAGAGUCCUCCUGCCCAUCGCUCAGUUCUACCUGAACCACGGGGAGACUGCAGCGGUGGACAGUGAGUGUGUGUGGAGGUGUGUGUUUGGUGUUCUCCCAGCAGAGUGUUUCAACGACCCCUAUCUGGCCCACGAGACGCUGUCCUUCAUCAGAGCCAAUCAGCUGCAGCUCCAUUCCUCUGUACCACUGUACACACACUACUUCCCUAGCCUGCUCAAGUUCCUAGCGUGGGACAGUCCAGGCCUGGUAUCUGACUAUGUGGAUGUGCUGCCCUCUCUGGUCACGGCUGGGACUGCAGUUGAGCUACUGCACUCUCUACUGGACUUGCCCUGUCUCACUGCUGCUCUCACACUGCAGCUCAGGUCUGCAUGCUUCCCUGUGUCUGAGCCAGGGGGGCGUGGUCUGUCAUCGCUGGAAGCUUUCCGAAGCCCCGCCCAUAGAGGCCUCUUCCUGUUCCUGUUGAGAGGGGAGGCAGGGUCUGGUGAUACCAUGGACAGACUGAGUGUGCUCCAUGACCUGCUGAUGGAGGCAGCUGAUUGGUCCAGAGUCAUCCAAUCAGCUCAAAGUGUUCCAGUGCUGCUGCACGUCUACUUCAACACAGUUACCACGAUAUCAGAUGAGCGGUUGCUGGCCCAGCUGGUGUUGGUGCUGUUGGAGAGAAGCAGUCUGUUGCUCAACAUCCCCAAAUACACUGCAGAGAUACACCGAGUUUUUAGCCACCACUUGUUGAAGCUGUGUAAGCUCCACCCCUCUCUGGUUGUGGACCAAUCACGGGAGCUGCUGGAGUUUGCUGGAACCACCACUAACAUCCACAGCAAAGAAGACCUGUACACACAUGUGGUGUGGGUGCUAGGUGAGUACCUGUCGGUGUCAUUUGACUCUCGGUGUUCCGUGGAUCUGGUUACUUCCUGUUUCGAGGCAUUGGAGGCAGUCCUCUUCGAGAUCACUUCCUCUGGAAGCCCCUCCCCCAGGGUGGUUACCUCCUUGCUGAGCGCGCUCGCUAAACUGGCUUCCCGUUCCCACGACCUCAUACCCAGGGUUUCUCUGUUCCUCUCUAAGCUUCGUAGCGGAGCAGUCUCCUGGUGUGGCAGUGAGGAGGAUGUUGUCGCCGUAGUGACCAGAGGGGAGGAGUUAUGGUCGCUGCUGAAACUUCCGAGCGUGGCGCUGAGUGUUCUAACCCCGCCUUCCCUCGCCACCUCCCCCCGCUGGCACCGAGACGCCAACGCAACGCUGCCACCUCGACUCAGAACACUGACUGGCCUCACACACACACGCUAAAAUAUAAUCACACAUAGACCUUAAAUCAUUUAUGUUCAUUAAAUGUACUGUAUGUUUUCAAUAUCUUGUUAUUAUACAGUGAGGGCCAAAAGUAUUGGGACAGUGACGUUGUUGUUGUUGCAACAUAAUCUGACACAACCAAAACAAACAGGACAUCCAACCCCUUUGUAGAGUUACAAGCUUGAUGUAGUUAUUGAAGGAAUAUGGGACCAAAUACUAAAUGUUUCACUGAUGUACUACACAAGUCCAUUUUCCCCAAUGCUUUUGGUCCCCUAAAAUGGGGGGGACUAUGUACAAAAAAUGCUGUAAUUUCUAAAUGUUUCACCUGAUAUGGACGGGAAUAGCCUUAAAGCUGACAUUCUGCACUUUAACCUCAGUCAUUGUAUCAACGUGUUGGAGUACAGAGCCUAAACAACAACAACAACAUGUCACUGUUCCAAUACUUUGAGAUCACUGUCUUUGUUUACACACAUUUUAUAGAUCUGUUUUAAAUCAACAGUUUCUCUGAUAGAAGAUCAUAGAUACAGGAAUGACUGAGCCAUCUAGAUAUAGUUAUACUAGACAGGACUGACUGAGACAUCUAGAUAUAGUUAUACUAGACAGGACUGACUGAGCCAUCUAGAUAUAGUUAUACUAGACAGGACUGACUGAGACAUCUAGAUAUAGUUAUACUAGACAGGAAUGACUGAGCCAUCUAGAUAUAGUUAUACUAGACAGGACUGACAGACAUCUAGAUAUAGUUAUACUAGACAGGACUGACUGAGACAUCUAGAUAUAGUUAUACUAGACAGGACUGACUGAGACAUCUAGAUAUAGUUAUACUAGACAGGACUGACUGAGCCAUCUAGAUAUAGUUAUACUAGACAGGACUGACUGAGACAUCUAGAUAUAGUUAUACUAGACAGGACUGACUGAGACAUCUAGAUAUAGUUAUACUAGACAGGACUGACUGAGACAUCUAGAUAUAGUUAUACUAGACAGGACUGACUGAGACAUCUAGAUAUAGUUAUACUAGACAGGACUGACUGAGCCAUCUAGAUAUAGUUAGCUCAGUCAGUCCUGUCUAGUAUAUCUAUAAUGACAGACAUCUACAGUGCCUUCAGAAAGUCUACCUUUUUGUGUUACAGCCUGAAUUUAAAUGUAAAGGUUUCAGUAUAAAGGUACCACAGUAUUACUCCUUAAA